AAAUAACACUACAGACUAGAGUAAACAUUAUUUACAAGUUUUUAUUGCAAUAUAAUAUAGUUUCAAGGUUAAAAGGGAGGAAUGUAUUUACAGCUUACUGUUUACAUUAUCGGAUAGCCUUAUUAGUGGAAUCUUUCACGUUACUGAUAAAUAGUCUUAAAUCCAUAAUAUGAUAUAAUUUCGCGUAAUUUAGCCGUGGAAUUAACUGAUGAAGAUAGUUUGGACUUUGUGUCCUAAAAUUUAAGACAAUUUCAAUAGCGACUUUAAUGGCUAUACAUGAUCUAGCAUGGAUACAAAUUUAAAGCUAAGUGUGCGAAUUAUUAAGCGUGAUUCCGGGAAGGCGGUAUUUUAUAAACAUGAUGGUCAGAGGUUCGAACAAACUCAUACAGUGAAAAUGAACGCUGACAAGGAAUAUGAUAUCAUGUUUACGCUGAAUCCGGCGAUGGGUAUCGAAAAACUAUUACUAAAUGGAGAAGCUCAUAAAAUAGAUCGUUGUCAUGACAACAAUGACGAAUACGAGGACACGAGGACUUACGUCACACACUAUGAGACAGUGGGCGUUGACGUUUGCAGACGAGGCAAGCGGAGGGAGCUACUUUUUGUACUAGAGCUAGAAAACGGUGUUUACAUGAAACUGAGUGUACAGUGUAAGGUAUAUAAAUUCGGGGAGACCACUCACUGCAGCUGGGGUCAGCAGUUAGCCGGAAUAGAGCUGGAUUGUAAAAUUGAGAAAGGUCAAAAUUAUGUCAACAUAUUACAUGAAAAGUAUUUCUGAAGCAAUAACAUUUUGAUUAUUAAGAACUAAAUUGUUAAUCUACAAUUCCACAGUUUCUCUCGUGGCACUUAUCAAUGUGAUAUGCUAAGAUGUGAAGUUGUCGAACUAAAAAUGGAGUACAAAAAG
Molecule: messenger RNA, 901 nt
Organism: Ruditapes philippinarum (Manila clam)
Lineage: Eukaryota; Metazoa; Mollusca; Bivalvia; Venerida; Veneridae
Product: CB1 cannabinoid receptor-interacting protein 1-like
Exons: 3
Coding region: 287-775 (162 amino acids)
Biological process (GO): negative regulation of signaling receptor activity
Cellular component (GO): plasma membrane
Molecular function (GO): type 1 cannabinoid receptor binding
Source: RefSeq, a predicted model, not a curated record